AAUUUCUUCCUUUUUACAACUGAAAAUGGCGGAGUAUGUGAAUUCUCUGGCCUCGGCAUUAGUUUUUGACUGUAUUUCGAAAAAAGAUAAAAAUUUGGCUAGCGUUUUCCAGAAGAAAUUCAAUGCUCCUACAUUGGACAAAGGUCCCAAUUUAAAUGAGGUCUUGAGUCAUUAUUUGAAAACUGGUCCAAAAGCAAAAACAAUCAAAUUGAGUACAGUACAGAGUGAGGAAAGUAGUAGUGAAGAAGAUGAUACCCCGAAACCAAAAUUGACAAAUGGUGCUGUAAAAGAAACUAAAAAAUCUGCCCAGAAAAAACCUGAGUCUAGUAGUGAAGACAGUUCUGAAGAUGAAAAGCCUAGUGCACCACCCACUCAGAAAUUGCCUGUCAAGCCUGUUAAGAAACAAGCACCUGUUCAGAAAAAAGCAAAGAGCAGUUCAGAAGACUCUGAAUCUGAUUCAGAAGCAGAAGAAACUGCAAAGAAACCAGCCCCUAAAGCUAAACCUGCUGCUAUAGUGAAGAAACAGGAAAGUAGCUCAGAUGAUUCAUCUGAAGAAGAAAAACCAGCUGCAAAGAAAAAAACAGUGCAGGCACCCCCACAAAAACCUGCAGCUAAACCUGCAGCUGCUGCAAAAAAACAGGAAAGUAGUUCAGAUGAUUCAUCUUCUGAAGAAGAAACACCAGCUGCCAAGAAACCAGCUGUGCAAGCACCUCCUCAGAAACCCACUGCUAAACCUGCUGCUGCUGCAAAAAAACAGGAAAGCAGCUCAGAGGAUUCAUCUUCUGAAGAAGAUAAACCAGCUCCAAAGAAGCCAGCAGUGCAGGUAGCUCAACAAAAGCCUGCUGUUAAAAGCCAAGCUGCCAAGGUAGCAAAGAAGACAGAAAGUAGUUCUGAAGAUAGUUCUGAUGAAGAGGAUACUCCCAAGCAGGCUCAACAGAAGGCACCUGUCAAGCCAGCUGUUAAACCUACUGCCAAACCAGUUCAAAAGAAAGAAGAAUCCAGUUCAGAGCCGGCCAAACAACCGCCCGCGAAAAAACCGAGCAGCAGCGAAGACUCCUCUUCCGAAGACGAACAACCAGCGAAAAAACCCGCCGCCAAACCGGCUGUCCAAACAACGCCUGCCGCCAAACGGAAAGCGGAAAGCAGUUCAGAAGAUUCUUCCGAGGAAGAAGCUAAACCGCCCGCGAAAAAACAAGCGGUCGUAGCUCCGGCAGCGAAAAAACCGGUUUCUGUACCCGCGAAAAAAACGAAAGAGAGCAGUUCGGAUGACAGUUCAGAGGAGGAAAGCAAGGCCACAGUGGCUGCGAAGAAACCGGUUGCCGUCGCCAAAAAAACGGCUAAAAAGGAGAGCAGUUCCGAGGAGGAGUCGAGCGAUGAGGAAACGGCUGCUGUGAAGGUUCCUGCUAAGCCUCAAGCGGCGGCGAAGAAGCCUACCACGAAGAAGGAGAGUAGUUCUGAAGAUGACUCGAGUGAGGAGGAAGGGUCUCCGAAAAAGCCGGCUGCCGUGUCCACUCCUGCACCCAAGAAGGUAGCUGCCAAUAAGGAAUCUUCAGAAGAUGAUGAAGAAGAAGAGUCACCCAAGAAAUCCAAAAAGAAAAAUAAAAAAGAAGAAGCAGAAGAUGAUGGUGACGAAUUGAAGGUCAAGAAACCAAAGUAUGACAAUUUCGUCAAGUCCGGACAAAACAACAGUUUCAACAACAGCAACAACAGUUUUAAUGGAAAUGAUAGGCGCACAGUAACGCCCUUCCGACGCGUCAAGGAGGAAGAAGUGCAAGUCGAUCCACGCCUUAAAGACAACUCUUUCGAUGCAAAGAACGACAGAAACUCGUUUGGCGGUAGGGGCGGCAACAGGGGCGGUAGAGGCGGAGAUCGUGGGGGCGGUUUCAGGGGCGGUAGAGGCGGCGAUCGUGGGGGUGGUUUUAGAGGUGGUAGAGGCGGCGACAGGAACUCGUUCGGGGGCAACCGCGGAGGCGGGUUCAGGGGCGGUAGGGGCGGAGACCGAGGCGGUAGAGGUGGGGGCGAUAGGGGCGGCUUCAGGCGGUCGUUCGACGGGAACGACGGCGGCGGCUUCAGGAAGUCGUUCGGCGAUAGGGGCGGCAGUAGGGGCGGUUUCGGUAACAGGGGCGGCAACAGGGGCGGGUUUGGCGGCAAUAGGGGCGGUUUCGGUAACAGAGACAACAGUUUCGAGUCGAAGCCGGCGGAAAACAAGAAGAUCACUUUCGACGAUUAGGCUGUCGGAGGUUGUUUUAACUGUUACGUUUUAUAUGUACGUUUAAUGCUAGAGGAUCAUGGGGUGAAAGGGCAAACUUGGACCUGAAGCACACCCGAGGUAAAUCAUUCAGACACGAGAAAACUAAGAAAAAGCGAGGUUCCUAUCGGGGUGGCACCAUUGACAUGUCUGUCAAUUCCAUCAAAUUCGAUUAGACAUCAUUUGACAAUUUAUUUGAAUAAGACUAUAUUUCUGAGGACAUGUUUAUUACUUAUAAUUAGCAAGUGAAAAUAUUUGAUUAUUUGCGAGUGUUGGAGGAAAAUCAAUUCUGCGCAUUUCAUUUAAUUUCCAAUAUUAUUCAGUGACUGAUUAUUUUGACAUGGCUUGUCGAAAAAAUUUGAUUUCGUAGUGCCUCGUAUGUUUUACUUAUUUCAAUUUAAGUAUAAGUGAAAAAUGCACCUGUUGAUUAUUUUUUUAUAAAAAUGAAAAUCAAGGCAGUUCAUAUUGGUUAAUCAAAAUAUCCACACAGAAAUAAUUGUGUGACCGUACGCAGUUUGCUGAUUUUUCAUAUUGGUUAAUCAAAAUAUCCACACAGAAAUAAUUAUGUGACCGUACGCAGUUUGCUGAUUUUUGUUGAAAUUUCCAAAAAUUGUUCAUGAAAUUGAAAUUUUAUGCAAUUUGAUACCACAAAAAUUUUAAUAAAAAAACAUGAUCAUAUGUACUAGAAAUGUAAAACUUUCCAUUGUUGUUUCGAAAUAAAUAAGACUAAAUAAUCUCAAAUUUGAAUUCAUCAAAUUGCAUAAUAUGUAUAAUAGUAAAUUUUUUUUGGUCCUCUUAGGUUCUAAGGUAGUCAUUUAAGGAAUUACAUAACUGUGAUUAUCUAUACUUAUGGAAAAAAGUUGGGGACACCAAUAUGAUAACAGUGAAAUGCCUAUAAAUGAUGAAAUAUUCAUCCCUAACUUUUUUCGAUUAGCUUAUUCGGACCUUUGGAACUGUUACAAUAGAUUAAUUGUCCAAUCCUCUGCUUCUUGGUUAAAAUGUUGACUGUAAAUAAUGUUUCCAACCCUUUGUCCGCAAAAUUUCUGUAUAAUGAAAUGUUAUUUUUUAUCGUGAAAUACAAAAUACGUAUUU
Messenger RNA from Phaedon cochleariae (mustard beetle), 3340 nucleotides. The record is from the annotation of a GenBank genome assembly. Lineage: Eukaryota; Metazoa; Arthropoda; Insecta; Coleoptera; Chrysomelidae.